AUGCGUCGCGGUGAUAUCGCGACCAUCGCGAUAGCCCUUCUCGUUCUUGGGCAGAUCCAGGAGCCACGGCGAACCAGGGUGGUCGGAGCGGUGGUAGUCGGUGCGGCUGUCUGCGGCCGCAUCCCCGGCUUGGCGAAAAGUCAACGCGAGCAGUGCAGGAAAGCGCCGCACGCGAUGCCCGCGGUGGGCGAGGGUGCCGCUCUGGGUCUUCGCGAGUGUCGGCACCAAUUCAGGCAUCAUCGUUGGAACUGCUCCCACGUGGCCAAUGAUCAGGUCUUUGGCCACGUGGUGGUAGUAGGUAGUAGGGAGGCAGCUUUCACGUACGCGAUAAGCUCGGCUGGUGUCACAUACGCGGUGACCGCGGCUUGCAGCCGCGGCAACAUCACGGCCUGCGGUUGCGAACCUGCAGUCAGGACGAGAAAGGAAUUGCCGGCGAACGGCUGGGAGUGGGGCGGCUGCAGCGCGGACGUCACGUACGGGAUGAGGUUCGCGCGCAGGUUUCUGGACGCGAGGGAGAUCGAAGGAGACGCCCGGAGCUUGAUGAACCUUCACAACAACAAGGCCGGAAGAAAGAUAGUUAAAGCUCUUCUACAAACGGAAUGUAAAUGCCACGGUGUCUCCGGAUCGUGCACCGUGAGAACGUGUUGGAGAACGUUACCUAGUUUUCGCCAGAUCGGUGACGCGCUGAUGAAAAAGUAUUACAGGGCUCGUCCGGUUAUCGCCGUUACGCCGCCUCCCCCUCCAACGGUACAGACCAUGGACACGCUGUCACAUUCCAUGUCGCCAGAAAUGGUGCCCAUACUGGGCAACGACGCCAAAACUCAGGGCAAGCCAGGCGAUUUUGCAAAGUCGCGACACGAUCGGCAGCCUUCGAAAAAGACCACUAAGCCAAAGAGGCCGCACUUGCUCAUCAAGAGGACGAAAGCGAGCGGCGGUUCUGGUAUGAGUCUGAAGAGGAUUCCAAAGAGAAGCGAGCUGGUUUAUCUACAAAACUCCCCCAAUUAUUGCGAGCCAGAUCUGGCUCAGGGCAGCCUCGGCACACAAGGCAGAUAUUGCAAUCGUACUAGCAAAGGAACUGACGGAUGCGAUUUGAUGUGCUGCGGCCGGGGCUACAACACACACCAAUUCACGAGGACGUGGCAAUGUAGAUGCAAGUUCCACUGGUGCUGCCGUGUUCACUGCGAGACCUGUACCGAACGAACUGAAGAAUACACUUGCAAAUAACAACAUCACGACAUGCAAAGUGUACAUUUACACAUACAUAUAACGAAUGUAACAUCGAUUCGGACGAAACUGCGCCCCGAUAAAUAAAAAGGGACCGACUUAUUGAGACUACUGUUUACAUUUCUUGUUGUCGCAAAAAGAAAAACAAUACGCCGAGAGAUAUGAUAUGCGUAAAAUAUCUUACUCUG
Dinoponera quadriceps is the source of this 1412-nucleotide messenger RNA. RefSeq names its product protein Wnt-7b-like. NCBI's taxonomy places the organism in Eukaryota, Metazoa, Arthropoda, Insecta, Hymenoptera, Formicidae. Bases 1 to 1224 code for a protein of 407 amino acids. Gene Ontology annotation, cellular component: extracellular region. The record is from RefSeq and is a predicted model, not a curated record. Gene Ontology annotation, molecular function: frizzled binding; cytokine activity. Gene Ontology annotation, biological process: neuron differentiation; multicellular organism development; canonical Wnt signaling pathway. The transcript is spliced from 8 exons.